AUGACGCCCACAUUUUGGCUGAUCAUCCUUUUGAUGAUUUCAUUAAAGAAACAUCCUGUUUGGUGUGAAAAAAAAAAAUUCUCAUUUUUCUUAAGUGAAGUAAUAAAUAAAUACAACAGCAGCAAUGGAAGAAGUGAGCGGAAUAACAACACGUCUUAUUCUACGCGAUCAAGUUUUUUGAGAGAACAAAAAAAAAAAAAAAAAAAUUUUAUUCAAAAUGGGAGACGUUUAUCUCUAAACAGUAAGACGCCAAGUGUAUUAUGCGAAUUUAAUGUAGACGCAGAGAAGAAGAUAUAUUUUCAGAACUUAUUUAACUUCAGUUUGAUAGACUUACUAAACAUCUUUAAGCUUCUACUGCAGCUGAGGAAGGUAACUUUAUACAAGCAUAAUGACAACAUAUCAUUUACCGUGAGGGGAAUGAAAAAGGGAGACAACUCUUAUAAAAGCACAAUUCGCACUUAUCUGCUAUUUUUAAAAAAAUAUUUAUCGAGAAAUGAGCAUGGGGAAGACGAACUUUUAGAGUUGUUUAGACGUCUCCAAUUUGAGAAGCAAACGGAAAAGCAAAUCGACGUUAGAACAAGUUAUGGUGGAACGGGUAGUGAAGACAUUCCCACCGAUGGUUAUGCUGGAAAGGGGGCAGAAGCAUACCCCACGUGGGGGUUGGACAAAAAACAAUGGACCCUUAUGUACAUUUUAAAAAAAAUUAUGCGCAAGCUGAAUGUUGACAUAAGGCAAAAAGGAUACAUAAACAAUGUGCGCGAUAAAUCAUUCCUAUUUAAAUUUCUUGUAAACAAAAAAAAAUUUCGCAUUUUAUCAUUUUAUAAGAAAAUAAAAGGGGUGUACUACUUGUGCCGAAAUGUUAUGUACGUGCAGGUAAACAGCCACCUGCAGAAAGACAUAGCAGUAAUGAACCUCGUAUCGGCGAAUAAAUCAUUCUUAGAAAUUGGGAAAAGCAAAAUAGCAGUUGAUCCUUUUUACAUAAAAUAUUAUUAUAAGUAUCAUCUGAAUAAGUUGCUCCGCUUAUCUGAACAGUUGUUCUUCACGGGGGGUAAACUUAUCGACCAGGGGAAUUUAAUACAUCUUUCAAAAAUAGAAAUGUGUACUGGAAAAAGUGAGGAACGGGGUCAAGAUGAGCUUUCUUCGCAGGAGAACAUCCCCAUUUGGAGUCAUCAGACUAUCCCAAGUGAAGCAAAUAAUAAAGAUAGCUCAAAGAAUGACCGAAUGGCACGUUUGAAAAAGGACGGCAUAAACAUUAAGGUGAUCAACGUGUACCUGAAUGGGAAAUUCUCCUCCACGUUACCACUCGUCCUAACAUACAACAUAAAUAAAGAUAUUUUUUACUUAAACGAAUUGUUAUACCUCGAUGGAAGCAAGUAUGACGUCAGGAGCAUACUCACACGAAGGGAGAUUUAUUUUAAUAAUUUAUCCUUUUUUCAGUCGAAAAAUUUCAGCUACCUGAACAAUGAGAAUAUUAUCCUAAAUAGUGACAAACUUCAUUUCGACUUAAAUUAUGUUCUUCUGUUUUACCACUUAUAUUUCAAUGAGCGGGAAAAAUUGUGCAUCCGUCCGCAUAUAAAUCCGACCUUUUAUUUUUACCCCCGCGGAGGUAGUAAGAAAGGGGCGAAUCAAAAAAGGGUGGAGAGGAUUGUAUACCGGGCUGAUAAGAAUGUCCUUAAUUUCGUCUUUUGA
Messenger RNA from Plasmodium coatneyi, 1689 nucleotides. RefSeq lists its product as uncharacterized. The record is from RefSeq and is a predicted model, not a curated record. Bases 1 to 1689 code for a protein of 562 amino acids. Lineage: Eukaryota; Apicomplexa; Aconoidasida; Haemosporida; Plasmodiidae. The transcript has a single exon.